Molecule: messenger RNA, 2024 nt
Organism: Monomorium pharaonis (pharaoh ant)
Lineage: Eukaryota; Metazoa; Arthropoda; Insecta; Hymenoptera; Formicidae
Product: pentatricopeptide repeat-containing protein 1, mitochondrial
Exons: 4
Coding region: 181-1908 (575 amino acids)
Molecular function (GO): protein binding
Source: RefSeq, a predicted model, not a curated record
GAGGUGUCGAGACUAUCGAGAGUCGAGAGUCGAGCCGGUGUCAGCUAAUCGAAUUGGACUUCACGUGUGUUUACUUACCUCGUUAAAGUUUGAUUAUAAACCGUUCCGUUGUUAUGAACAUAAGAUACACAAUAUAAGGAUAAGUUCUUUUUCUUCAAUGCAAAUAUUUUUAUCUACGAAAUGUUUUGUCAGAAGAUUCGCGCGUCAAUCAAACUCCGAAACGUUAUAGGUUAUGUCAACGAGAGUUAUUUCAUCACAUCAAAACAACCCUGGAAUGAGCACAUGCGGCACAAUUUGCAGCACCCAAUCUGCAGCAAUUUUUGUACGGAGAAGCUCCCGAAGAACGCCGAUGUCUUCGGCGACAUCUCGGGCAGGAAAUUCGACCGGUUUCCGAUGGACGAGCCCGAACAGGAGGAGGAACGGUUUCAAGACACCGAGAAGUCGGUUCCACGUCGGCUGAAGCCGAGCCCCGGCCAGUACGCCAAGAUGAUCAAGUCGCACGUAAACAAGAACGAUCCGAAGUCCGCCUUGGAGGUGCUUGACCUGAUGAAGCAGAAUCGGGAUAAGCCGACGAUGUACCUGUACAACCUCCUGCUGUAUUUGUUCGCCAAGCAGGGUGACAUCAAACGAUGCUUCAAACUGUACGUCGACGCGAAGAGGCGCGGGCUGAAGCCGAACGCGGCGACCUACGUCACUUUGUUUAACGCGUGCGCCCUGGCUGACGACAGCGCGCUCGCCCUGGAUCACCUGAAGCAGCUGCGCCGAUCGCUCUACUCGGCACAGUUCCCGCUGAACGAGGUGCACUACAACGUCAUGGUGAAGGCGUACAGCUGGCACGGCCAGAUCGUCGAGGCGUUUCAGUUGGCGGAUGAGAUGCGGGAUCGGCGCAUCCCGAUCGGCGAGGUCACCUACAAUUCUCUGUUUCAUGGGGCAAUCUCGGACAAGGAGGCUGGCCUGCGGCAUGCGCUAAUCAUCUGGCACUUGAUGCGGCUGAAGAAUAUCAAGACGAGUCUGACCACCUAUAAUCUCCUUCUGCGAGCGAUUAGGGACACCAAUCUGGGAAACUUGAAGCCCGACGACAUCCUCCUCUCGGGAUUGGACGAAAUCAGGCUUUCGGUCGUCGAAGGUGAGAGGCCGGAUCUGUUGGCCUCUCCGCCCGUUUUGAGCACGCUUUUACCAUUACCAGAGAAUGAACGAAACGCUGUGCAACGUAACAGCGAUGCUACGAAUACGCAGGGAACGUCGGUUAACUUGAACGACAUACUGGCUAACAACCGUCUGAUUCUGUUCGGCGGGCUAGAAGGAUUUCUGAAUCGGAUGUUCAAUGACGGUGUCAAACCCGAUACGAAAACCGUCACACUGCUCCUGGAUCUAAUCCCAAGCACGGUACCUGCUGAGGAUCUGCUCCUCAAAAUAGCAGAUGAGAAAGAUAUCGAACUGGACAUUGAUUUUUUUAAUAUGCUCAUUAAGAAGCGCAGCAUACGAUACGAUUACAAAGCUGCAAAGAAAGUAUUGGCCAUAGCAGAGAAGAAACGACUCUCUCCAAAUGUAAUAACGUUCGGGGUUUUGGCCCUCGGUUGCCAAGAUCGCAGUCAAGCCAGGGAAUUCCUCGAAGGAAUCGAAGCUUUUGGCUACAAACCGAAUUCUAUAAUCGUGGGUACUCUCAUCGACGCGGCUUGCUAUAAAAGAGAUUUUCAAUAUUUAUUAUUCGUGAUGAAUUAUAUGGUGGAAAACAAAAUAAGCCCCACUGAGAAGACUGUCGAAACUUUAAAAGAAUUUUCGGAAGGAUUAUCAAAAAUAGAGAAACCAACAGGAAAAUACAGAUUCCAAAAACUAAAACGUUUAGAGGAGAACAUUGAGAAAUUCAAACAACAAUAUCCCAAAUGGCAGAAGACGAUAAAACAAUAGUUUAUUACAAGAUAAAAUAUUAUUUCUGCAAAAUAUACCCCUUGAAAAAAAAAUAUAUAUACUGUUCGUAUAAUUGAUAUGUUUUGUAAAUAUACACAUACAUGUAAAACAAAAAA